Messenger RNA from Hyla sarda, 1114 nucleotides. RefSeq lists its product as uncharacterized. The record is from RefSeq and is a predicted model, not a curated record. The transcript is spliced from 2 exons. Bases 43 to 990 code for a protein of 315 amino acids. Lineage: Eukaryota; Metazoa; Chordata; Amphibia; Anura; Hylidae.
GAUGUACUACGUAGGAUGCAAGACUAACAUCUGGAUGAGGACAUGACCAUUGUCACAUGCGACGUGAAAUCACUGUACACAUCAAUCCGCCAUAAUGACGGAAUCAACGCAGUGAAACUAUUCCUAAGGAUGUCAGACAUCGACCCUGAAGUUGAUGAACUGUUUGAGAAAAGAGCUCGGGAAUUGAGCCAAAGAUUCAGGGAGCGUGGAUAUGAUGAAAAUGCCAUCCAGCGAGCAUACUAUAGAGCUAAAUCUACUAAUAGGAAUGUCCUCCUUCAGACACGUCCAAGGGACAACAAGGAUAACCAGGUGAGGUUCAUCACCACAUUUCAUUCACAGGCCCAGGAUGUGCGGAAUGUUUUGGCUAAGUAUUGGGAUCUGCUUACAUUGGAUCCCAUACUUGGUCUAUACAUCCAAAAAUUUCCCUCAUUGACAUACAGAAGGUCUACCAAUUUACGGGAUAAAUUAGUUCACAGCCACUACUCGGGGCCUCAGACAAGCAACAUUUUUGGCAGUAGUAACCCUCGAUCGGGUUGCAAAUCCUGUGGUAGAUUUGUGGCUUGUCAAAAUGUGGUUGAUGAUACCUCUUUUCUUGAUUCUAGUGGGAACAUCUACAGGAUAACUCACAACAUCACGUGCAAUACAGUUGGUAUAAUCUACCAUGCCACUUGCCCUUGUGGCCUUAUCUACGUCGGAAUGACGACUCGUGAAUUCAAACGUAGGAUCCGAGAGCACGUCUUGGGUAUCCUGGCUGCUGCCAACCAAGAAGACAUAUCCUGCUUGACAGUGAUUCCUCGCCAUUUCAAAAUUCAUCAUGACUGUAAUCCUUCUGGCCUAAGAUUUCGUGGGAUUGAUAGAAUUUUUAUCAGUCAGAGAGGAGGUGAGUGGAAGAAACUACUCGCCCAACGCGAAGUUAAGUGGAUUACCAAACUUAAAACUAUGCAGCCAACUGGUCUGAACGAUCACAUUAGUUAUGUAUCGUUCAUUUAAUUUAGUUCUUGUUGCACGUACAUUCAGUCUGAUCUGUUUCUAGGUGUCUAUGUCUGAUUUUAAUUUUUACAUUUAUUGUAUUUUAAUAUAUUUGUAUUGUUGUUUUUAUUUACAGUGUACCAAG